AUGGGACGGCCGUCCCUCGCGCUGCGGCUGCUGCUGGCGCUGCUGCUGCCGCCGCCAGCGCCGUUGCUCCGGGCGCUGCGCCCGGCUCCCUGCCCGGAGCCCUGCAGCUGCCCGCCCGACGGCGCCCUGCGCUGCCCCGGCCCGCGGGCCGGCCUCAGCCGACUAUCACUCACCUAUCUCCCUAUCAAAGUAAUCCCAUCUCAAGCUUUCAGAGGACUUAAUGAGGUCAUAAAAAUUGAAAUCUCUCAGAGUGAUUCCCUGGAAAAGAUAGAAGCUAAUGCCUUUGACAACCUCCUCAAUUUGUCUGAAAUACUGAUCCAGAACACUAAAAACCUGGUGUACAUUGAGGCUGGAGCAUUUACAAAUCUCCCUCAGUUAAAAUACCUAAGCAUCUGUAACACAGGCAUCCGCAAGCUUCCAGAUGUUACGAAGAUCUUCUCCUCUGAAUUUAAUUUCAUUCUGGAAAUUUGUGAUAACUUACACAUAACCACUGUACCAGGAAAUGCUUUUCAAGGGAUGAAUAACGAAUCCAUAACGCUAAAACUAUAUGGAAAUGGAUUUGAAGAAAUACAAAGUCAUGCAUUCAAUGGGACAACGCUGAUUUCCCUGGAGCUAAAGGAAAACGCACGCCUGGAGAAGAUGCACAAGGACGCCUUCCGGGGGGCCACGGGGCCUAGCAUUUUUUCUAGAGGCUCAAGUCUGAAACGAGGCUGUCAGCAAGCCUUCCUCCCGUGGGCGGCGAGGGACGGGCUUGUGCCAGACCUCUCCUGGCUCCUGGUAGCUCCCUUUGGUUGUGGCAGCAGAACUCCAGUCUUCACAGGGGAUAUUUCUUCCACUAAACUGCAGGCCCUGCCUAGCUAUGGGCUAGAGUCCAUUCAAACCCUAAUUGCCACAUCAUCCUAUUCUCUGAAAAAACUGCCAUCGAGAGAAAAAUUUACCAAUCUCCUGGAUGCCACACUGACUUACCCCAGCCACUGCUGUGCUUUUAGAAACUUGCCAACAAAAGAGCAGAAUUUUUCAUUUUCCAUUUUUAAAAACUUUUCCAAACAAUGUGAAAGCACAGCAAGGAGACCAAAUAAUGAAACACUUUAUUCCGCCAUCUUUGCUGAGAGUGAACUGAGUGGCUGGGAUUAUGACUAUGGUUUCUGCUUACCCAAGACACUCCAAUGUGCUCCUGAACCAGAUGCUUUCAAUCCCUGUGAAGACAUUAUGGGCUAUGACUUCCUUAGAGUCCUGAUUUGGCUGAUUAAUAUCCUAGCCAUCACGGGAAAUGUGACUGUCCUCUUUGUUCUCCUGACCAGUCGUUAUAAACUGACAGUGCCCCGCUUUCUCAUGUGCAAUCUCUCCUUUGCAGACUUUUGCAUGGGGCUCUACCUGCUACUCAUUGCCUCAGUUGAUGCCCAAACCAAAGGCCAGUAUUAUAACCAUGCCAUAGACUGGCAGACAGGGAGUGGAUGCAGUGCGGCUGGCUUUUUCACUGUUUUUGCAAGUGAACUCUCUGUCUACACCCUCACAGCCAUCACACUGGAAAGAUGGCACACCAUCACCUAUGCUAUUCAACCGGACCAAAAGCUGCGGCUGAAACACGCCAUCCCAGUCAUGCUCGGAGGAUGGCUCUUUUCUACUCUCAUCGCCAUGCUGCCUCUUGUGGGUGUCAGCAGUUACAUGAAGGUCAGCAUUUGCCUCCCCAUGGAUGUGGAAACCACUCUCUCACAGGUCUACAUCUUAACCAUCCUGAUUCUCAACGUGAUGGCCUUCAUCAUCAUUUGUGCUUGCUACAUAAAAAUUUAUUUUGCAGUUCAAAAUCCAGAGCUGAUGGCUACCAACAAAGAUACAAAGAUUGCUAAGAAAAUGGCGGUCCUCAUCUUCACCGAUUUCACCUGCAUGGCACCAAUCUCUUUCUUUGCCAUCUCAGCUGCCUUCAAAGUGCCCCUUAUUACAGUAACCAACUCAAAGGUUCUACUGGUUCUCUUUUAUCCUGUCAAUUCAUGCGCCAAUCCGUUUCUGUAUGCAAUUUUCACGAAGGCAUUCCGAAGGGAUUUCUUUCUGUUGCUGAGCAAAUUUGGCUGCUGUAAAUAUCGAGCUGAACUUUAUAGGAGGAAGGAUUUUUCAGCUUAUAUCUCCAACUACAAAAAUGGCUUCACUGGAUCAAAUAAGCCCUCCCGGUCCACCUUCAAGUUGACUACAUUACAAUGUCAAUAUUCAGCUGUCCUGGACAAGACUUGCUACAAGGAGUGUUAA
Messenger RNA from Budorcas taxicolor (takin), 2241 nucleotides. RefSeq names its product luteinizing hormone/choriogonadotropin receptor (gene LHCGR). Lineage: Eukaryota; Metazoa; Chordata; Mammalia; Artiodactyla; Bovidae. The record is from RefSeq and is a predicted model, not a curated record. The transcript is spliced from 12 exons. Gene Ontology annotation, molecular function: luteinizing hormone receptor activity. Gene Ontology annotation, biological process: luteinizing hormone signaling pathway; ovulation cycle process; ovarian follicle development. Bases 1 to 2241 code for a protein of 746 amino acids. Gene Ontology annotation, cellular component: membrane.